CUGAGCCCUGAGGAGGAGGACCGGGAAUCACUGCACCGGAGGACCCAAGCAUGCCGCAGUACAAGCUGACGUACUUCAACCUGCGAGGCCGAGCAGAAAUCAGCCGCUACCUCUUUGAAUAUUCAGGCAAGAAGUAUGAAGACCACAGGAUAGAAAUGGCUGACUGGCCCAAAAUCAAACCAACCAUCCCCUUUGGCAAAGUGCCCAUUCUGGAAGUAGAUGGAGUUAUCAUUCAUCAGAGCCUGGCCAUAGCAAGAUACCUGGCCAGAGAAUCAGGCCUGGCAGGUCAGACGCCUGUGGAACAGGCACUAGCUGACGCCAUUGUGGACACCAUCGAUGAUUUCAUGACACUCUUCCCUUGGGCAGAGAAAAACCAGGAUGUCAGAAAACGAGCAUUUGAUGAGAUCCUCACCAACAAAGCACCCGAGCUACUGAAAGACCUGGACACCUUCUUGGGGGAUAAAAACUGGCUGGUGGGGAAGUCUGUAACAUGGGCUGACUUCUACUGGGAUGUGUGCAGUACCACACUUCUGUCCUGCAAGCCUGACCUGGCAGACAAACACCCCAGGCUGCUGGCUCUCAAGGAGAGAGUGCAAGCACUGCCAGCUAUUGCAUCCUGGAUCCAGAGAAGACCCAAGACUAUAAUGUAGAUUGGCUGUUCAGAAUGGGAAGAGAAAAAAACC
Messenger RNA from Dryobates pubescens (Downy woodpecker), 683 nucleotides. RefSeq names its product hematopoietic prostaglandin D synthase (gene HPGDS). The record is from RefSeq and is a predicted model, not a curated record. Gene Ontology annotation, molecular function: glutathione transferase activity. The transcript has 6 exons. Gene Ontology annotation, biological process: glutathione metabolic process. Lineage: Eukaryota; Metazoa; Chordata; Aves; Piciformes; Picidae. The coding region runs from base 51 to 650 and encodes 199 amino acids.